Messenger RNA from Zea mays, 4407 nucleotides. RefSeq lists its product as uncharacterized. Gene Ontology annotation, cellular component: membrane. The transcript is spliced from 4 exons. The record is from RefSeq and is a predicted model, not a curated record. Gene Ontology annotation, molecular function: transmembrane transporter activity. NCBI's taxonomy places the organism in Eukaryota, Viridiplantae, Streptophyta, Magnoliopsida, Poales, Poaceae. Gene Ontology annotation, biological process: transmembrane transport. Bases 671 to 3256 code for a protein of 861 amino acids.
GUCGAGUAAAACAGCAGGAGCAGUUUCAGAAUAAUCUGAUGGAAGUAUCUCCAUCCACCAAAUUGAUAUAGGGAAUUCUAGGAUAUGCCAGCCCAAAAGAGACUUAUGAGAAAGGAAAGUUUAUUGUCAAAAAUUCACCACCCCGAGGAUAGAUGCAGGAAGGGUGUAAAGCCUAUCUCUUGGAUGAUUCAGCUGCUUCACUGUUGAUGAGGUGUCAUACAUGCAGUAAAGGUGUGCUGGACUUUUUCCCUGAGCUUCCACCUUGCGUGGUAAACAUGCAGGUGUGUGUUGGGGAUUGUUAAUUCGCAUUUUCCCUCUGAAAUAUGUUAGGGACUGCCGGCCCAAUAGCCCAUGGUGCAGCCCAACUAUCUGAUGUCUUGUGCUACAAAGGAGCAAGGAAACAUAGCAGCAGGGAAUUAUUCAGAGAACAGACUCUUGGUUAUUAUGCUUCUUCUUCCUUAGCGUCUUCCUCUUGUACCCAGAUCCACAUUUCCUGUGCUUCUAGAUUCUUCUAGUGUCUUUCUCUAGUAUCUGAUCACCUGCUUGCUGUCUAUCCUAUAUUCUGUCUCAAAUCAUAGUUUGUGUUGGAGUGAAUUGAGUGUGAGUUCGUCCUCGAGAUUGAGUGCUGUUAACAAUUGGUAUCAGAGGAGUCGAUUCUCGGUUAGCUCCAAUGGAUCCCGCUGCCCUCAAGUUCCUCCUCGACGAGAUCAACAGAAGGUUCGACGAGGCAGAUGCCCGUGUCAACCGGCUCUUCGACAAGCUGCAGCAGCCCGCCCACCUUCUGGGGUCAUUGCCCUCCGCGUCAUUCGAUCUCCCAGCCACCCCGCUCAGCGUCGACCACUUCUCCGACGCAUCCGCCAGCGUGCCGGCCACCCCCGCUGCGGCUGUUGAGGCCGUCGUCAUUGUCGACAACUGGGGCGGGUGCUUCGAUGACAGAGAGCAGUACUGUACGGCGCCAUCCGUCGUCGCCGACAACUGGGGAGGGUUCUUCGGUGGCGAGGAUCUCGAUCUGCCAGGAAGCACUUCCUUCCCCUGCAACAGCGAAUCGGGCGCCGUCCCUACCAAGGCGCUCGUCACCUCCACCGACCCCGACGCGCCGCUUGGCUCGGGCGCCGACAGCAUCCCCACCCAUGUCGGCGAAGGGGCCCUCGAGCCAGGCCAUGGCGAUGUGGCCGUAGGCGGUCUCGUUGAGUUGGGCGCAGUCCCAGUUCCGGUGGAGGCCACAACCCGACGCCGAACCCCGACGCUCAGCUUCGCUGGGAACUACUCGCAACACGCCCUCACCAUCUGGAGGCCCUCCUUCAUGCAGCAGAUCCGCUUCGACGCCCACACCCCGCUCCGGGAGGCCUGGGAGAUCGACGCGCACAUGCAGUCCGCGGUCAGGGGCCCGGGCGCCUUCAAUGUCUACGGCCGAGCAGGCGAGCACCCUGCUCCCUGGACGGAUCCACCAGGACCUCUCGAUCGAGCUCCAGCAGUAGGCACCUUCCAGAUCGAGCUCCAGCAGCAGGCGCAGGUGCGCAGCGAUCAAUCAGCGAGCAGGACGAGCGGCAGGGGAGAAGCACUCGAGUCGAGAGCAGAUCAGGAUGUUUGUGAAGAUCGACCGCACGACGCCCAGACUUCCGCUGUCGAGGAGGCCAUGGCCGCGGGCGCGGGAGACCCCGGGCAGCUCGACCAACUCUUGCUGCUCGACCCCUACGCCGAGGACGACAUCACCAACUACUGCGUCGAGUUCCAUAAUGCUGUCGUCACUACCAUCUACUCCUCCAUCAUCAUCAAGCCGGAGACGGGCAGCAGUAGCAGCUCUUCCUUCGCGUGUUCGACCAAUUGUCCCAGCCAGGCACUGCACAACAUUGGUAAGCCCAGUCUGGUAGCCGUGGUGACUAUUGCAGGCACACCUUCAUCUACUUUGAUUGAUGCUCAAGUGGUGCUCGGUGAAAUGCAACCAAGGGAACAUAGCACUUUGAUGACAGCCACCAUUGAGUUGCGCUUCAUUUUAUGGUAUUUUUUCAUUCUGGACCUGGUUGCUUUACAACAAAGUCCACCAUGGCCACAACCCGUUAAAUCACUGGUAGUAGUCGGAUACAUCCUGCCAAAGCCUCCUUGGUUAGCAUUUGAUCGAGGCAAUUUGUUCAGAAUUCAUUACACCUGCAGUACUAGAAGUGCUUCCUUACAGUAUACAUUGCAAUUGUCACCUGAUGCUGGGAAUAUUCAGAAUCAAUGUUUGGAUUUGUGUUUAGUAAAUUUAAUCACUGGGUCAGCACUGAACGUCAGGGUUCAGCAGCUGCUUGUUUCUGUUGGCUCCCCUAGCAAUGCUCUUGUGCUCAAGAUUCCAAUUCAGGGUGUUGUGGAUGCACUUCAUAGGAAAACACUCCAGGGCACAGGUCUGAAUGAAGAGCAAAUGAGACAGGCUAGCGUCGCAGACAAUGGUCAUCGUCAGCUAAACAAGAUACUUGUUGACUUGGAUCAAGAUAACAUUACUGCUAAGAAUUAUGCAAUUGCAUUUUACACAGAGAAGCACAUUCAGAUUCCAUGCUUGGGCGGUGAACACGAAGUUACUUUCUUCCAUGAGUAUAGAGAUUCAGUUGAACGGGUGUUUGUUGAUCAUCCCUCGUAUCACAGACCUGGAAAUUUAUAUGGAGCUAAAGUUGUUCUUCUUGGGUUCCAACAUUAUGCGGUCAUGCUUGGUACAACUGUGAUCAUACCAACUGCACUUGUUCCACAAAUGGGAGGAAAAUAUGAGGACAAAGUUGUGGUUAUCCAGACAUUGAUGUUCGUUGUAGGUAUGAACACCCUACGUCAGAGUUUCUUGGGUACCAGGUUGCCUGCAGUGACUGGCGGGUCAUACACUUUUGUUCUGUAUACCAUUUCUAUCAUCCUUGGUGGACGUUCUGCUAAUGAACCUAGUUCACACAUUAAAUUUCUGGGCAUCAUGCGUGGGACACAUGGUGCGUUGAUUGUGGCUUCAGCUUUACAGAUUAUAGUUGCCUUCAGUGGCCUUUGGUGUAAUGUUGCCAGGUAUCUGAGUUCACUUUCAGCUACUCCUUUGGUGGCACUAGUUGUAUUUGGACUGUAUGAGUUAGAAAUUCCAAGAGCAGGGAAAAUAAAGGCUUUGUCCGUUGAUGCAGUAAUAGUGUUUGGAUCACAAAGGAUUCCUCAGGUCAUUCAUUCAGUUAUGUGGAUCAUGUUCAUCCUUUUUAGAGUCAUCUGGUGCUUGCAAUUUUCCUGGGAUCCUGGUGGAAGUAAUUGGUGGAAGUAAUGUUACACAUCGGCUUGAGGGCAAGCCGCAUUUUAAGAAAGGGGGAAUGUUAGGGACUGCCGGCCCAAUAGCCCAUGGUGCAGCCCAACUAUCUGAUGUCUUGUGCUACAAAGGAGCAAGGAAACAUAGCAGCAGGGAAUUAUUCAGAGAACAGACUCUUGGUUAUUAUGCUUCUUCUUCCUUAGCGUCUUCCUCUUGUACCCAGAUCCACAUUUCCUGUGCUUCUAGAUUCUUCUAGUGUCUUUCUCUAGUAUCUGAUCACCUGCUUGCUGUCUAUCCUAUAUUCUGUCUCAAAUCAUAGUUUGUGUUGGAGUGAAUUGAGUGUGAGUUCGUCCUCGAGAUUGAGUGCUGUUAACAAAAUAGCCCCAGCCCGACCUCCAUUAAGCCAACUCUUGUUAUGCUAGUUUGGAGCCCAAACUGAAUUGCUUGUGCUCUCGACGAUUUCCUGGUUUCCCCACUGUGCCUCCCUCGUGCAGCAGCAGUAGCGCUCGGCUCAGCUCCCUUCCUUUAUCACACAAAGCCCCACUUUGUCGUGCCUCCACCCUGCUUGGCUUUCCCCAUCGUACGUGGCUGCUGAGCACCUCGCCGAGGCUACAGCAGCGCUCAGCACAGCUCCGGCCCGCCGGCGGUUUUCUCUACUCGACCUCCCUCAUCGCUGCAUCUGGACAUACGCUGCUGCUCGCCGCGCUCCCUGGUGUGCGAGCUUGCCGGCACCCAGUCCUCCUCUCCACGUCAGAGUCCUUACCUCACCAUCAAGACAUCGUCGUCGCGCCGUCAGCUCCCAGAAAAGGAAGUUGAAAUUCAAGAAGUGGUUCCUGAAGAGGAGUCUGCUCCAGUGUUGUAGAUCCAGUGGUGGAGUCCCAUCUAACUGUAGAAAGGUUUUGGAUCUUUUCUGCAACAAGGAGAAGUUUUAUUCCCUUAUCUUUGGGUUAGUUACUUCAUGUGGAGGACUUGAAGCUUAGAAGGUUUUUUUUAUAUAUCUCUUAUGGAAAGGCUUCACCCUUCCAAUUAUUGUAGUUAAGUUAUGCCUUCAAGUACUAUCAGAACUUGUAAUAAAUACAUCUCUUUCUACCAUGUAAAACUUGAGUUCUGGAAUGUAAAGUGUACUUUGUAAAAGUCUUCCGCUCUAUCUCCAAUGUGUGUGUAUCAAA